AAGUGUACAAAAGCACCGAAGCAGAAGAAAUAUAAAGGAAAGAAAAACUGUCUUACACAAAAUUGACAAAUACACAAUAGUUUGUUAGUUACAGAUCAACAGACGAUAGAAAUGGCUUCUUGUUUAGUUGUUACAGCAGUUUUACUUGUGUUAAUCACGACUGUGGCUACGAUUGUGUGUUUUGCAAUGCCAAACUGGUUACAUUUUGUCAACAAACAAGACACCUUAUGUCAGUGUUCAGCAACAAACUGUGAUUGCGGUCUAUGGAUCAGUUGUCUAGGAGGACCUGCUACAUCUGGGAUACUAGAUAAUUGCAACUGGUUCUUUUCAGAUAAUUUCCGAAUUGAAAAAGAUCUCCCAGACUGGUUUAAAGCUGUACAAGGAUUGAUGUCCUGUGCUGUUGCUUCUUCCAUGCUGGCUCUAUUGAUUGGUCUGUUGUCAUUGUGUAAUGUCUGUAAAGGAUGCAAUGCCCAUCAGGCUGCUGGAGCUUUUGCUAACCUCACUUUUUUGUUGAUUGCUGUGUCGGUUUGUGUGUUUGGUGCUAAAGCAUACCUCGAUCAUGAAGCUGAAGUUCUGACCAAAGAAAGUUCAACAGGGAACCAGUUAAUCUACGGCUGGGGAUUCUGGGUAGCUGUUGGAGCAGGUGUGUUUGCUCUAUUGUCUAGUGUUAUAUAUUAUUGUGUUGGACAUGCAAGCAGGAAUUAUGAUGAAUGCUAAACUUAGAAUUUAUAUUAAUUUAUAUUGAAAACAGGUCGUCAUGACUACAUUUCAGCAGCAAUUCUUUAAUGGCAAACGCAGUAGGUCUAACAAUUCUCAUGUUAUUAUGCCUCUGUCUUUUAGAUCUUUCAAGAAAAAGGUGGUGCUUUUAUAUAAUAACCUUGAAGCAAACAUUAAAUUCAGUUGUAACUAAUAUUUGGCUUGCAUUAAAAAGUUGCAGAAUCAUGACAUGUAAACAUAUUGCAAAAAUCAUUUUUUACUAAAUUUAAGUAUUUUCCAUUCAUUAAUCUAGGUAUUGUUUUUUACAAAACUUUUACUAGGAGUGCUGCCUGGAAUAAUUUCAAAGAUUUCGUUAGCUAUUUGAAUAUUUUAGAAGAGGUAUUUUUUAUACCUUCAUUUACUAAGGUAUUACUAUAUUAUAUAUGACACAAGUGUAAGUGUCUGUUGUUUAAGAGUUGUGAUCUAUAUUGUACUUAAGUCAAGUCAAACAUUAUUACCUUCAAGUAAAACACUGAUUUUAUUGGUAAGAUUUCCCAUUUAAAUAAAAUAUUGACCAUUUGUUGACCUUUGGUUUUCUGGAUUAUUUAAUAGUUGGGUUGCCUUUGUGCUUCAUUGGUGUAUACCACACAUACCUCAAAAAAUCAUUCAUUAAAAUCUGGUGAUUGAGUUGUUUAUUUAUUUUAUCAGCUUUCUUCUUAUAAUUUCCUUGUUUUGUUGCUUUAUCUUGAAGACUUUAUCAAUUCUCAUUUCUUAUUGUGUAAUGGAUUUUGUUAACAGACUGUCUGAUAAUGUUCAUUCAUUCAAGAUUAUCUGUACCAAGUCAUUAUACAAGAUAUUCUGAAGACUUUUGCAACAUUAUAAAGUCAAAGACGAGCAUGAUAAAGAAUUGAAAAAAAUCAGGAAUUAAAUAGGUGACUUGGUACUGAUAUUUUAAUUCUCGUAGAAAACAUUGAUUUUUGAAUUAUUUGUCUCAUACAUAUACAUAAAUCCAUCUUAUUUUUUCUUCAAAUUAAUUGAACAAAGUUGACUAUUUUUCCUCUUUUUACAAUCUUCUGUCUAUCGCCUUUUAGUAUCUGUAGCCAACCUAUCAUAUCAUCCCAGAUUGCCAUAGACCGUCUUCCUUACAACAGAUAUUGUCUAUCGCCUUUUAGUAUCUGUAGCCAACCUAUCAUAUCAUCCCAGAUUGCCGUAGACCGUCUUCCUUACAACAGAUAUUGAUAUACUGUAAGUUCUUAAAUUAUUUUUAUUAUUGCGAUUUUUUUAAGAAAAGACAAAAAUGCGAUUUCAGGAAAAUCUGCAUACAGAUAUAUGUAUCAGAUAUCAAAAUGUGAGUUCUUAUGAUUGGGAUAAUCACCAAGUAGCAAAUUUUCGCAUUAAUAAAUACCUCACAAUAAUUUCUGAAUUUACAGUAUUGGGAAGAAAUUAAUAUUUAGGUUUAAAGUUGUAGGAAACAUAAUUGUAUUUGUUAAGAUGAAAGCCAUAAAGCUAAAGUUUGCCAAGACAUUUUCAACAUAUUCAGUUGCAUGAAAGUUGAAGUUUUGUAUAUAGAGUUUUUAUUUUUUAUAUCCAAAUAGAAAGACUUUAUUUUUGAAUUAUUAUUUUGAAAUCUUGUAGGUAACAAUGUUUGACUUUGUUUAUUGAGAUAUUUUAUAAGUUGGUAGAAUAGGAAAUCUACAUUAUACUCAUGUUUAAGUCAUAAACAAUUUUGUAUGUCAUUAUUUUGUAGUGCAAGUGUAUGCAAGUUUAUUUUAUGUGCAUAUGUUGAGAAAAAUAUUUUCAUAUUUUUGUGUUUAUGUUUAUAUACAUGUUGCUGAAAUAAUAUUUUUACUGGAAUUAUUAUAUUUCAAAGACAAUUUUUUCAAAAAGUACAUUCAAAAGAUGAAAAUUAGCAGGCUAACAUUUGAAUUUGAUAACUAUAAUUGAACUUUGUUUAUAUUUUUAUGAAAAGUGUAUGUCUAGUACUGAAGAGCAAAUGUUAAAUUGACUGUUUAUAAAAAUCGGAUUUUUUCGAAAUACUAAGGAUUUUCUACCCCAGGAAUAGAUUAGCUUAGCUGUAUUUAACUAAUCCUUAUGGAAUAUUGGGUCGUUAAUGCUCUUCAGUUUUGUACUUUAUUUGGCCCUUCAACUUUUUUUAAUUCAAGCGACACUGACUUUUGUAGAUGAAACGUGUGUCUGGCAUUCACAUUUUUGAUACUGGUAUCUAUAAUGAGUUUAUUGAUAGCAUAGGGUUUGGACCCAAACAUUGAAAGUUUAUAAAAUUACAGUGAAACCAAUAGCAGCCAAACGAAUUUACAGACUUGAGAUUUUGUUAAAAGACAAAUUUUCAAUCUAAACAUGUUUCUGGUGUAUGUAGUGUUUGAUGUACACAUAUUUCAGUGUAUUAUUGCUAUUUUAGAAUCGUGAAAUGAGUUUUUGUAUGUGUCUUCAAUAUACAUAUUAUUUCUUAGAAGUUAUGCAUAAUAAGGAAGAAGAUCAUAUUUUUGCUAAUUUUUGUUUUAACUAUUUAAAAAAAAAAGGCUGUAUAAAAUUAGUACUGUCAUACAGUAGAACAAAUUUUGAAAAAAAUACUGCUGAACAAAUAAAUAGGUUGCUCAAGCAGUUUAAACAUAUAAACAUUGAAGUAUAAGACUUUUUUACCUGUCUGUUUAUAGUAUUUUUUUAUGUUUGCAUGACAUGUUCUGUUUAUGUAAAAUGUUCAUGUUAGGGUAAUUUUAAUCACUAAUUUUAGGAAAAACUAGCACACAUUCUAUGCAUUGGUUAUAAAUUUUUAUGAAGCUGUUUUUGUCAAAGGGAUAUGGUUUAGCUACCUUUUUUAUAUUUUGAAUAUGUAUAAAGACACUCAAACCUGUUAGUGUAUUUUAUUAAUGUUUUAGAAAAGUUUAAAGAAUAUAUUGUAUGAAUAGGCAUAGAUGUCAAUUAUAAUUAUUUCAUCCUAUACAAUAAUUCAGUACCUUCUAAAAAAAUGUACUAAAAACAGUGAAACAAAAUUGAAAUUGUUGUUUCAUUUUGCAUAUUAAAGGAAUUGAUUUUAAUAUUGUCAGAGAGAUUAAAAUCUACUUCAAUUAUAAGAAUGGCGACCAUAUCUCUUUAGCAAUCUUAUUUUUUUUUCAUUUCUGUUUAUUUUGAAUAUUUUUUCAGUAUACACAAAAAGGGUUAGAUUAGUGCAAUAUAUAUUGUGUUAUAUUUGUAAUAUUUUUUUGUCAGAUAUCAGAUUAGAAAUAAAAGAAAUUUUAGUUAGAGUAGUCAAUAUACAAAUGUGUUUGUCAUUCCUAAUACUUUUAUAUACAGUCUAAAACAUUCAUGGGAUAAUUAUUUUUCUUGCAUGUGGUCAUUUCUGUUUUAAUUUGAUCAGAGCUAUUUGAAAAACUUCCAGCUAAUAAAAGUCUUUAAUUGUUAAAGGGAACUGAUGUAAAUCUGAUGUUUCAAGCUGUUAAAUCAUAGCAAUAUUGAUUCGAACACCUAACAAAAGCUGUUGAUAAGCUAUUGAUUGGUCCGUUGCAAGAAAAUUGGUUAACACAUGAAGGGUUUAUGCUGUAAUACUUCCUCUUUUGGUAAAGCUUUUCAUGUCUUUUUUUAGCGGUAUACUACUGUUGCCUUUAUUCAUAUUGGCUGGAUGAAGUCAGUAUUUUUUUUAAAUGAUAGACAAGAAUUUAAAUUGAAACUGGAUACCACCUAAAAAGCAUACAGAAAAUUGCAGUUUUUGUAUGAACAAGUCAGAUUGAACAUUUCAGCAUAAAGUCAAUUUUUGUGAUUUUUUCUCUAAUAAAGACUGAAGAUUUUUUAUUUUAACACCAUGCAUCAAUUAUUUAUCACUUCAUUAGAUCAAAUUUAGUGUAAACACGAAUCUUUACUGCAUCUAUUUUUCACGGUUUUGUUUGUGACCACAUGCUCAUGGGAAUCUUUUUUUUGAUUUGUUUUAUAGUAUUGUGAUGUUUAAUUUUACUAUCACUUUGUUGUAUAAUGUUGUGAUAUUUUUUAUUAUCAGUGCAGAUUUUCAGGGGAGCUAGAUUCAUAGUUUGUUUAAUAUAGUGAAAAUUAAUACACUUGGAAAGUUAUUUCUUUUGUAGUUUAAUGUGGGAGAAUUGUGUAUAAAAAGGGUGAUUGUUAGGCUACAAAAGAAGGCUUAGGUGAAUAUUCAUCUUGUCAGUAUUGGAUCUUUCUGUUGUUAACUAUAGCAUGCUGUGCAUCUACAUGUUGUGUUGAAUGUACACAUUGUAAUAUAUUGUUAGUCAUUCCUUUUAGAAUUUUCAGUGCUCAUGGUUUGUUUCUAGUUUUGUGCCAAAAUAUAAUGAGGCUUUAUUUCACUUUUUCUUUUCAUGCACUAAUCAUAUAGUUAUUACUUCCAACAAACACCUUCUAUGUGUAAAGAAUUUAAUAUUUUUGUAUUAAAGUGUUGUUUAAAUUUGUACAUAAUUCACAUGUCUUCUGUAAAAUGGUAUAUUGGUUUACCUCUGGUUAUGUUAAGAAAACAUUUAAACAGAAAAAAAUUCUAUAAGCCAAAACAGGAACUUUUUUUUAUAUAAAUACUCAGAAUUUUCAAUAUAUCCUUAUUUUCUUGUGUCAAAAUAAUUUAUUUUUACUCAUGCAGAUAGCAUUUAAGGUUGUUUUGUAAUAUUUGAUAUCUGUACAUUUAAUAAAAAUAUUCUUAUUAUUAUUUUUUGAACAACAUAGUUAUAACAUCUAUUCAGAGAAAGCAAAUAUUUUGAAUUAAGGUCAUACAGUGAUUAAAUUGUUAUUUUAAGUUUAUUAAAAUUGAAUAGGAACUCAACAAUUAUUAAUUUUUUUUAGAAGAACUAAUGCUAAAAAAAAAAGUGUCGUAAGUAUUUGUUCAUAGCAUUUAAAGAUUAAGAGUAUUCAAGAGGAUUUCUAUCUUGACAAUAGUCAAUUUAUAUAGUCAAUUACAGUCUUGUGGUAAGGAUUGAAAAUAAAGAUUUCAAAUCUCAACAAUUUUAUUAAUGAAAAGGGUUUUCUUCAUAGAUUAAAAAAAAAAACCAGACACAUCCAAAUUAUUUUGAAAAAGAAAGGAAGAUUGUUGUGGUUGUGGCUUUUAAGAUUCCAUAUUAGUUUGUCAGAUUUAUGUUUUGAAUAAUUUAAAAAAAAAAAUUUGUAAGAUAUAUAGAGGAUGCAAGGCAGACAUUAAAAUGCAUUGCAUGGGAAUAAGGUACUGGAGUUCUAAUGUAAAAAGGUCAUGUUUUUAACUUCUGAUUAAUUAAGAAUACAUAGAAUGAAACUUUUAAUUGAACUCCACAUAUUAAUUUUUUUUUUCUAAAUACAUUGUACUGUAUUUUCAAAAUGUUCAGCAGUGUAGUUUAUAGGUGUAUUAUUUUAUAAGUUGUUAUUUAUCAAUAUUAUAUAUACUCUUGACACAUUACUAUUAUGUAGAAAAGUCUAAAUUAUUUAAUUGUGACAGUUUUUAUUUUAACUGUACCGGAAACUUUAAAAUUCUUCGCACUUGCAACCAUGUGGCCUAAUCUUUGAAAACUUUUCUUAUUACAAAUUAUACUUAGUACAAUAUUCACUUCAUUGACUGAAUGGUUGUGGUAGCAUUCAUAUAUGUUUUACAUAUCAACUGCUCAUAGUUCAGAGAAUUAUAUUUGCCGUCAUACAAAUUGAGUAGGACUUGGUUUCAAAAUACAUGUCUAACUUAUUUAUUGUAGGAUCAAAUAAACGUAAUACAUUGCAGAUUUUUUUAUUACCACCAAUUCUACUAAUCAAAAUAAUUUUAAUUCAGAUAUUUGUCAGACUUUUAUUGCAUUUUUUACAGUUUACUUAUCAUUUUUUUUCUAUUGUUUUUUUACACAGUUUAUACUCAUUAUUUAAAAAGACUGUUUUAUUUCCUCUAAAUUCAAGUGAAAAUGUUGAUGUAAAAAGAUUAUUGAAUUACUUAUUAUUUUAUACACUUCUGUUUUAUGCACAAAAACAGUUAAAAGUUAAAAAAGAGUUAAAGUAAUAGUUUUAUCCUCACAUUUAUAUAACAUCUUUUUCAUGCAUUCAUUGAUAUUUUUUAGAAAAUAAUCACAGAAUUUCAUCCAUUGUCUGUUAUAACCACCUUGAAUAUUUUACAAUAUAAUAUUGUAGGUUGUAUGAUAAAAGCUGUAAUAAAGUUUAUAUAGAAA
Molecule: messenger RNA, 6833 nt
Organism: Mytilus californianus (California mussel)
Lineage: Eukaryota; Metazoa; Mollusca; Bivalvia; Mytilida; Mytilidae
Exons: 3
Coding region: 112-717 (201 amino acids)
Cellular component (GO): membrane
Source: RefSeq, a predicted model, not a curated record